UGAAACUGAAAGGAAGCAGAGACGAUUCCGACAAGAAGGAAAUCUGAAUGCGUAGCUUUGCACGGUUCUCUUUUUAGUCUGAGGACUGCACGUUUUGAAUACUUUAUUUGUCUAAAAUUAGGUGCACAAUCAGGCGAGGAUCACCAUGUUUUCUGUAAGGUUUGCCUUGCUGUUUUGUGCCUUGAGCUAUUUCCCUCUCGCCGCUCGCUCCGACAUCGCUAGAUCUAGCACCCAGCAGUCGCCCAAGUCAGCAGGAAAACCCAACUUCAUCGUUAUGCUCAUGGACGACAUGGGCUGGGGCGAUCUUGGAGUGAAUGGGGAACCCAGCAAAGAGACGCCAAAUGUGGACAAAAUGGCCGCAGAAGGAAUGCUGUUCCCUGAUUUCUACUCCGCCAACCCGCUUUGUUCUCCAUCAAGAGCUGCAUUGUUGAGCGGACGACUUCCUAUUCGUAAUGGAUUUUACAGCACAAACGAACGUGGACGCAAUGCUUACACACCUCAGGAUAUUGUCGGGGGUAUCCCAGACUACGAGAUCCUCUUGCCUGAACUUCUCCAAAAGAACGGCUACCGUAGCAAGAUCAUUGGCAAAUGGCAUCUGGGACAACAGCCUCGCUACCACCCGCUCCGUCACGGUUUUGACGAGUGGUUUGGCUCCACCAACUGUCACUUCGGUCCGUUCAACAACAAAAACACACCCAACAUUCCCGUGUUCAAAGACGCAGACAUGGUUGGAAGGUAUUACGAAGAUUUCCCCAUCAACAGACAAACGGGAGAGGCCAACAUCACUCAGAUCUUUAUCAAUGAAGCGACGAGUUUUAUUGAGAAGCAGGCUGCCGCAGGCCAACCAUUCUUCCUGUACUGGGCGGUGGAUGCCACACACGGGCCCGUCUACGCCUCGCCUGAUUUUCUCGGUACCUCACGUCGUGGUCUCUACGGCGACGCAGUAAGAGAGCUGGACUCGGGAGUGGGCCGUAUCCUGCAGCUGUUAGAGAAACUUCAGGUGGACAACAACACCUUUGUGUUCUUCUCUUCUGACAAUGGAGCCGCUACCUACGACAAGGCGAAAGGUGGCAGUAACGGUCCGUUCUUGUGUGGCAAGGAGACGACGUUCGAGGGCGGCAUGAGAGAACCGGCGGUGGCGUGGUGGCCAGGUGUGGUCCAGGGGGGACAGGUGUCCCGGCAGACUGGGAACUUGAUGGAUCUGUUCUCCACGCUGCUCGACUUUGCCAACAUUCCCGCCCCGAGCGACAGAACCAUUGACGGCAUCAGUCUACGGCCAGCUUUGUUGAGCAACAAUAUCACGGACAGACCCAUCUUCCUGUACCGCGGGGAUCUGUUAAUGGCCGCCCGCGUCGGUCAGUACAAGGCACAUCUCUGGACCUGGACCAAUAGUUGGACGGAAUUUCAGCACGGCACAGACUUUUGCCCAGGUCAGGACAUCAAAGGAGUGACGACGCACAAACAGACAAACCAGACGGCCAGCCCACUCCUCUUUGACCUUGGCUCUGAUCCUCAAGAGAAAUAUGUGAUCCCGCCAAGUUCCCUGAUCUACAAACAACAGAUGCCCGCCAUCUUGAAAGCUGUGAAGGAACACCUGGCCACUCUGAAGCCCGGAGACCCACAGCUCAACUGGUGUGACCCGGCUGUCAUGAACUGGGCACCUCCUGGCUGUGAGAAACUCGGCCGCUGUCUGCCCGUGCCGAAGUCUCAGCCCACCAAGUGUGUGUGGGUGCACUGAGGGGUACACAUGUGUGUGGGGGAUCGGAGUGUACUGAGCUGUACACAUAUGUGUGUGUGUGUGGGUGGGGUGCACUGAGGUGUACACAUGUGUGUGGGGGAUCGGAGUGUACUGAGCUGUACACAUAUGUGUGUGUGUGUGUGUGGGGUGCACUGAGGUGUACACAUGUGUGUGGGGGAUCGGAGUGUACUGAGCUGUACACAUAUGUGUGUGUGUGUGGGGUGCACUGAGGUGUACACAUGUGUGUGGGGGAUCGGAGUGUACUGAGCUGUACACAUAUGUGUGUGUGUGUGUGUGUGUGGGGUGCACUGAGGUGUACACAUGUGUGUGGGGGAUCGGAGUGUACUGAGCUGUACACAUAUAUGUAUGUGUGUGUGUGUGGGGUGCACUGAGGUGUACACAUGUAUGUAUGUGUG
Molecule: messenger RNA, 2154 nt
Organism: Aplysia californica (California sea hare)
Lineage: Eukaryota; Metazoa; Mollusca; Gastropoda; Aplysiida; Aplysiidae
Product: N-acetylgalactosamine-6-sulfatase
Exons: 14
Coding region: 146-1738 (530 amino acids)
Molecular function (GO): arylsulfatase activity
Source: RefSeq, a predicted model, not a curated record